GGCAGCCAAGCCCUCCAGAAACCAUGUGACUUGAAGUCUAGAUCACACUACCAAUGCUGUAAUAGACUGGCGCUAUUGCUCGCCUAUAAUAUUUGAGCGAUGGCUCAUUUGAUCCUGCCAUAUCCACGAUAAGUGACACCUAACAUGCUGAACCCCAUCACCAGCUGCUCCAGCCUAGCAUUCUUGCGGCGCUCACAGAUAUCAUCUAUCUACAAGAGCAGAGUCAGGUUAGCCUCCUUGCACUCUACGGCAUCUACGCCCGUAAUCCGAAGAGAGAGCUUGGGAGAUUUUUCAUUAACAGACCGGGUUGCGAUUGUCACCGGAGGCAACCGUGGUCUCGGACUCGAGGCUGCAUUGGCGCUCUCUACGGCGGGUUCGCGCGUAGUAUAUUGUUUAGAUCUCCCGGAGAAUCCAGGUGAAGAUUGGAACGCCGCUCGCCAGAGCGUAGAAAAACUUGAGGGUGCAGGAAGACUCAAAUAUGUGACCAAUGACGUUCGCGAUCAGAAAAAGCUGCUCAAAACGGUAGAAGAAAUUGCAACAGAGGAAGGGAGGAUGGAUAUUUGCGUCGCAGUGGCAGGCAUUUCUGGAGCCCUGAAGUCUUGCUUGGAGUUUACAGAAGAAGAGCUCGAAGAGGUUUACGCUGUAAACCUCAAAGGAGUAUUCUUCAGUGCUCAAGCUGCUGCAAGGCAAAUGCACCGGUUCCAGACACCAGGAAGCAUUAUCCUCAUGGGCUCCGUCGCUGGCAGUGUUGCUCUGAAGCGCACGCCAGCACUUCCGUACAAUACUAGCAAGGCUGCGGUGAUAAACAUGGCCCGCGUUAUGGCAUGUGAACUUGCACAAAAAAACAUCAGGGUGAACUCACUGUCACCAGGUUAUAUCGAGACACCCAUGACGACAGCAGCAAUUUCUGCGCAACCGGAAUUCCAGACUAUAUGGUCAGAAGAAAGCUUCAUGAACAGACUUGGCAAGCCUCAUGAACUGCGUGGAGUUGUGACGUGGCUGGCAUCUGACGCAUCGAGCUUUUGCACGGGAAGCAACAUCAUUGUCGACGGUGGAUAUACCGCAUGGUAGAUGAAUUUAUUCUAUGUAUCUACAACGUAUUAUGAAAGCAAUCGCCACUGUUAUCUUAUCUUAUCUCUCCAC
Molecule: messenger RNA, 1143 nt
Organism: Suillus bovinus
Lineage: Eukaryota; Fungi; Basidiomycota; Agaricomycetes; Boletales; Suillaceae
Exons: 5
Coding region: 145-1071 (308 amino acids)
Cellular component (GO): intracellular anatomical structure
Molecular function (GO): oxidoreductase activity, acting on NAD(P)H, oxygen as acceptor
Source: RefSeq, a predicted model, not a curated record